AUGGGGUACCGCGACGCGCGCAUUGCCACCGAACAGCAAGCGUUGAGGAAAGCCCGGGCGCUGGGGUUGUUUGUGUCGGAGAAAAUCGUGGUGCCGUUGACAAGGGCGUCCGUGGAGGCCAUGGAGAUGACGCAGUGGCUUCAAGGGGAGGAAGCGGAAAGCCAAUCAAUUGAAGAUACGGACGCGAACCCCAGUGACAGCGCCCGUCGCCGCCUCGUCCGCCUCAUGGAAGACGCGGCGUGGCGACUGGAUGGGCAGCAUUCUCUGUGCUUCUGGGGCUGCCGUCUGUGGAGUUUAGUGGGGAGUCAAAAGAACGACCACGAGCACGACGAAUGCAAAAGGCGGUACGUGCAAAAAGGCAACCACAGCCAUUCAUUUGGCAUACUGAUGGUGUGUCGGCUGGGCUGCCCCGUCGUGCACGAAGCGUUUCAGUGGCAGCAAUCCCACGGCGGCGACCACACAGAACUCGAGUGGCAUGAACUGUACGAGUGCAACUCAAGACUCAUCAAGUGUCCGCGGGACUGUGGCGCGUGGGUGCCCAACGACGCCCUGCAGCACCACACCGAUUUUACGUGCGUCAAGCGGCCAGUACCCGACUUGGAGUGUCGCGUCGGCUGCGGCAAGGUGUUUAACGGCGCCAACAAUCGCAUCUUGGAGCUCGAACAAGAGCGCAAAUGGCACGAAAUGGAAGCGUGUCCAGAUCGCAUCGUCGUCUGCGCGUGGCCAGGAUGCCAAGAGGCCAUGAAGGCCAAAGACCGACCACUGCACCGCAAGAGCCAUCUCUGCGCAUCGGGCAUCACGACGUUCAAAACGAACGGGUCGUUCAACUUUGUCGUGCCCAAGGAUUGCAAACACAUCAAAGUGCAAGCAUGGGGUGCGGGGGGGGGCAGCGGGGUCCUGCACGGGUACAAGUUUGGGCACGGCGGGGGCGGCGCGUUCGUCGAGGCCAUCUGUCCCGUGCACCCGGGCGAAACGUUGAUGGUUGUGGUGGGCGAAGGCGGGCAUGGUGGGGUGUUCGGUCAAAUCAAUCCAAGCCAAACGCUGGACGGACUGCCUCUCGUGUCCCAAGUUGGCCAGGCCUUUGGUGGGUUGCCUGGGGGUGGGUCUGGCCAUAGCAGCAACAACGGAUGGGCGUGUGGCGGCGGUGGAGGGUACACGAGCAUUUGUCGAAAGGGGCCAUUUGGCAUCCAGACCCUGUUGCUCGUGGGGGGCGGUGGGGGCGGCGGAUGUCGGGCGGGACUUGGAGGGGGGGACGACCAGCCCAUCGACGAAUCGGUCAAAGUCGACGCGCGAAACGGGGGUAUGGGCAGUACGCCGCUCCAAGGCGGGUCCCCUGGCCAAGUGAGUACCCCGAAUCCGGCGUUUGGUGCCACGGGCGGCCAAUUGUACCAAGGCGGCAGCGGGGCCGAAUUUGGAGGGGGUGGCGGUGGCGGGUACUUUGGAGGCGGCGGGGGCGGGUUUUCACCUGGCAUUGUCGGGGGUGGAGGCGGGGGCUCGACGCUGGUAGAUCGAUCGCUUGUGGAGAACGUCGUGGUGGAAAAAGCCGACAAGCGGGUCCCGGGGGGGGUAGACAGGCACCCUCCGGCACCGACGGACGACGACGACUGCGGUGGUGUGUCGGGCGAAGGGGGUCUGGGGACGCUGCGGGGCGUGUGUGCUGGCAACGACGGGUGUGUUCGGGUGGCGUUGCCUGGGUUUUACAGCAACAUGGACUUUGAUACGUCCGUCCACCCGUCGACUUAG
Messenger RNA from Aphanomyces astaci, 1743 nucleotides. RefSeq lists its product as hypothetical. The transcript is spliced from 8 exons. Gene Ontology annotation, molecular function: zinc ion binding. Lineage: Eukaryota; Oomycota; Saprolegniomycetes; Saprolegniales; Verrucalvaceae. The record is from RefSeq and is a predicted model, not a curated record. The coding region runs from base 1 to 1743 and encodes 580 amino acids.